AUGUUGUCCAGGAAUCCAUACGCUAGCACAGGCUACGGCCUCCCUGCAGACUACUACGACUCUUCGUCCGGCUCCUCGGGAAAGAGGAAGAGGGCGUCGUCGCCGCCGGCUGUAAGACAAAGGUCUCCUCAGGAGAAAAUUGAGUUUACAACUCAGACGAGCUUUGAACCCAAGAAGAGGCUAUCAGACGAGUAUCGCCAUGAUAUGAGAAAGUUGCAGUACGGGCGACCAGAUAGGCGAGAAUAUUUUGCGCAGACAAGCCCACGAAGCAUCCUGCAGCAAAGAUCCGAACAAAGAUGCCGACAGCAACCCAAGCGCCUCUUCCGACCCAAAACAACCGAAGAAAAAAUCUACCAUCAGAUCCUCCAGGACGAAGCCACAGCCCGCUACGUCCCACCCGGGCCCGAACUCCAAAUCCAACUCAACGACCCUCAUGAUAUCCGGCAGCACAUUUCCCUGCAAGAUUUCUGGCCUCGGAAAGACUUGGAUGGGUUAGGGUCAGAAUCAUGGGAUGAAUGGGUCGCUAGAAAGGUAUACGAAGGAGGAUGGGCAUCAUGGUUUCUCGACCCCCCAGCUCCGCCAAAACCAGAAGGAAUAGUCGAAUACCCACGCCGACCUGAUGCAGACUCCUCCUCCCAACCCUUGUCCAAGAGACAUAAACUAAACUCUGGUCGCGCCCCCAACACCUUCAUUGGCAUGCCUUCCGCACGAUGGGGUGUCAUCCCCGCAGCUACUAUCGAUGGUGUCAGUGAAUUAUACAACGCAUCAGGCGCCAUUAUACCCGCGGUUACUAGGCGCGGAUUCAGAGCUGUGCGGAGUAUUCCGAAGGCUGUGGGUAGGUUUAUUGGUGUGAAGGAUGAGGUUGCGGAAAGGUGGGGGAUAGAUGUCGAUUCCAGCUCGGAUAGCUCUGAGGGUUCUGAUGCUGAUAGCUCUGAUGGCGAUGAUGACGACUAUACGCCUAGAGCGCAGGAAACGGGUGUACCGCUUCCUGCUCCACGACCUACAUCGGAUAUACUCCCCGAUUAUUUGAUACCUAGGCAGGCGCUGAAGACUAAUGCUGCUGGUGAAGAUGGAACGACGAUGCAGCAAGGAAGUGGAGACCAGAAUGUGCCGUGGCCUAAUGUUAUACUGUCUGUGCGGAGGGAUACCAAGGUAAAGCCGAGUUCCGUACCAAAGAUUCCUCGUGGUACGCCAGAAAUGACCGAGACUGUGACAAAGGUCAAGUCGAAGUUUCCAGUCCAGACAGUCUCCGGUGCUGGACGAGGAAGCCAGAGUAUGCCGCGGACGAAGAGGUCUACUCAUACAGUGCCUGUGGGAAGGGAUACCACGGUACAGCCGAGUUCGGUACCAAAGAAUCGUGAUACACCAGCUAAGACCGCGGUAAAUGUCAAAUCGAUGCGCCCAGCAUCGCCAGACUUGGGUGAUACAGUAGAAAGUUACUAUAAAAACAGCGAGGUCAAUACCACAUCGCCAACCAACGCAAUGCUUCGAAGGAGGGAUAGCGCAGCAGUGGAAUAUCCAGUACUAGAUAUUCCCCGUAUUACGAUAGCUGGAACCGAAAACGCGGGAAACGUCAAUUCGAAGCGUCCAGCACAGCCAGACUCCGGUGCUGCAGUAAGACCUUCCUUGAUGAAAAGCAUGUUCACCAUCACAACGCAACCGUCAGCACCAACACUGCCAACACAUCAGCCGACACAAUCGAACCAGAACUACAUCAUUUUUCCAACUUGCAGCAGCAGACACAGUACAGAAACCACAUUCUGCGAACACUGCGGUACUCCUUGGCCUCCCAAGCCUGCGCCCAAGUCAGAAGCCCGCUCCAUCAUGCGCAACAAUCCCUACCCAGAUACUAUGCAUCUUCCUGGGAGCUACUUAUCCCCUAAGUACCAGAAAGGACCUUUAGAUGCCACGCUAGUCACGCGCGCAGAGCGCAAGUGGUGGGACAUUCGUCAACCGGACGAAGAAUUUGACGAAGAAGCUUUUAUGAUGACGGGUGGAGCUGGGCCGGCUGGCACAUUGGAUGUGGACGGGACGCCAAUUUAUAUCCCAGAAGAGGAACGUGAACGUUUGCUUGCAGAUAAGAGAAUGCAGGAGGCGAAUUUUGCUGCUCGGGAGCACAUUGCGAUGAGGCGGAAGAAUUUUGCGAGACUGAAUGGGUUGAAUUAUCCUACCAGUCAGCCUUACUUCGACGAGCUUGGUUCUUAUGUGCCUACUGAGCAAGUUAGGGAAAACACACCAGAAAAACCAUACAUCCCAGAGGGAGAAUGCAUGACGGAUACAGCUCAAGAAUUACUCAACAACGUAGCCAAGCUGCGGGAAGAAGCCGUAGCCCAGGGUCGCGUGUUCCCCGAAGGCAUCACUGGCUGGGAUGAGAUGGGUGAGGCUGUGCAAGAACACGUAAGGUGGGCCACUCGGCUCAUUGAAGAGAACGAGCGUCGGUCAAGCUCGGCAGCUGAUCAAGCAACAACGCAGCAGCAGAUACCCCAAAUCGACAAAGCUUUCGGAUUUGAUGCGGAGCUUCAGAAGCUAGAUGACCAGAGAAUCAGAAUGCUAUAUGAUGGAUACUGCUGGCCAGAGGACCUCAUCGGCUGGGCCGGCUACUCUGAUGCAGACAGGAAUCUCAUCUGGGAAGCGACUCUGUACCUAGAACAUAAAGAAGCGAUGGAGGAGUAG
Molecule: messenger RNA, 2673 nt
Organism: Pyrenophora tritici-repentis Pt-1C-BFP
Lineage: Eukaryota; Fungi; Ascomycota; Dothideomycetes; Pleosporales; Pleosporaceae
Product: AF-4 multi-domain protein
Source: RefSeq, a predicted model, not a curated record